Iphiclides podalirius (scarce swallowtail) is the source of this 2295-nucleotide messenger RNA. NCBI's taxonomy places the organism in Eukaryota, Metazoa, Arthropoda, Insecta, Lepidoptera, Papilionidae. The record is from the annotation of a GenBank genome assembly.
AUGACGCAAGAGGAUCACAACAAUCGCUUCGACGAGGGGCUCCUAUCCAGCGGUGACACCACGGAUAACGAGGACGUUGUUAUAAGAAAUGACAGAGCGAGCGUUAAAGAAAUGAUAUUACGUUUCGAACGGACAGCCGUAAGCAAGUAUGGUGGCUCGAGCGAAUCCCUGGAGAAAUCCAAAGACUGUAUAUUAGGAAGCUUGACAAGUGUUGUUAAUCCGUUAAACCUGCACUUUCAACAUUUAUGCCCAGUGACUAAUUCCCAAGAUAGGCAUUCGAAUGUUUCAGUGAAUUCAAUUUUAUCAAAUGUUUCGGAAAUUAGUUAUGAAUCGAGUUCAUCGGGAUUCGCAUCCGAUAGGAAGUCGUCGUCGUUGAAACCUCAUAGACCCGCACCACCACCGCCAGAACCCUUUAACGACAGUUCAUCUAUAGACAGUAAGUCACCUGUACCGGAAGAAAUGAUGGCAAAGGAUACGCAGUAUUCAUUCUCGACGCCGCCUAGUUCUCCGAUUGUACUAAGACGUACAAGACAACCGCCAGUUAUGCGAAGGAAAUCGACCAUUGGAGGCCAAGGGCACACAGGAGAAACCCAUUGGUCUUAUGGUGUUAAACAAAGUGAUUUAGAAAGGUUACUGCGACUUAAAACUUCUGAAGUGUCCGAUAAUGAAGAAGAGACAAAGAACGGGAGUGCUUCGUCAUCGACUGAUGAUAACAGCAGUGAUGAUACCAAUGACAGUGACAACAUUAAAUCCGGAGAGGAAUAUAUAGUUAAUACUGAGGGUGGUAGGACCGAUACUCUGUCGACCGACCAUUCAACAGAUACCCUAAUUAAUGAGUAUGAAAGUGAUGAAGGUGACAAUUUGUCGGAUGCAUCUGGUGUAUCUGCGGAUCGUUGCAAUUACGACAAUGUUAGUAUUAAGUCAAUAUCCUCCUUUGAUAUGGUACCGUACCAGAAAUAUGACAGCAUUACUGUAUCCUCGGACGAGUUCGGUUCCGAAGUAUGUCAUGCUCCUGACACAGAAUUCCUCACUGUUAGUGCAGUGAACGAAUGGUGUGUUACAAAGUCUGCCGAACCGGUCUUACCAGUGGAAUCUAAAAAGGAGAAAUAUCGAAGACGACUGACUGAACGUGUUAACGAGUUGUUACACACAGAAAACGUUUACGUGGAACGUUUGAAACACGUUGUUGAAGAUUACAUCCCCGAGAUGUGUCGGGAAGAUAUACCGCCGACGCUCCGUGGGAUGAAGCCAGACAUUUUUGCCAACAUUGAACGCAUAUGCCGAUUCCACGCCGAGGAAUUCCUCCCAGCGCUGAGAGAUUGCGAGAAUGAUCUCAGGAAAUUGGGCCAGUGUUUUAGGAGAUUCGAGCAGAGGUUUAACAUGUAUGUAAUGUAUUCUAGAAAUAAUAAGAGAGCUACGAGACUGGUUUAUGAACACAAGCAAUUUUUCCAGGCGAGGCAAUUAGAAUUAGGUGAUAGAUUGGAUCUAUCCAGUUACCUGUUAGAGCCGGUGCAAAGGAUACCACGCUACAAACUCUUUUUGGACGACCUUGUGAAAACCUAUACAAAUUACGAGAGUGAAAGGUGUGAAUCGGACUCCAGAAUAUCGAAACUGAGUGUUGACAGUGACGAAACGGGUGGAAGUAAUGGAGAGUCUUCCGACAGUGACGAAACGCCUUUGGAAAGUUUGAAGCUAGCGAAGACUAUGGUCGAGUGCGUUCUAACGGCGGUUGAUGGCAUUAUGGCGUUGGAGAAUAUCAGAGACUGCCCGCCUCAUUUAAAUUUACUUAACCAAGGACGGCUACUGCGGCAAAACGAGUUUUACGCGAUGGACAGCGCUAGGCGGCGGAGGCAGCUCAUGAGGAUAUUUCUAUUUGACAAGCUUGUGCUCAUCACAGCGGUGUACAGGAAGCAACUGACAGUGGAGUUUUUUAUAUACAAGGAUCACAUUCCCGUCGAUGAUCUUGGCAUUACGGCGAAGGAGCACGACCAGCACAAGUUCACGAUUUGGUAUAAGAAGCGAAACUUGAAAUCAUACAAAUUGGAGACUAGAGUACCUGAAGUGAGGAACUCGUGGGUCGAGGAGAUAACGUCUCUGCUUUGGGAACAAGCGAUGCAGAAGAAAGAACUUCUUCUCCAGCAGCGAAAUAAGAGAGUAUCAAUGGUUUCAAUGAACAGCCAAGAAUCGUCGGAAACCGAAAGAAGCGAUGACAAAUAUAAUUCCCUUCGCGGGGUGCCGGGUGAAGUUCGUCGAUCUGGUGAGAAGAAAAUAAGGAGGACUACAUGGUAUUGCGAG